Molecule: messenger RNA, 2671 nt
Organism: Pseudo-nitzschia multistriata
Lineage: Eukaryota; Bacillariophyta; Bacillariophyceae; Bacillariales; Bacillariaceae
Source: the annotation of a GenBank genome assembly
AUAUGAUACAUAUGAUAUUGAAUGAGUGAAUCCAACGGUGACGGUGACACUGCUAACAAACGCAACCCCGCAGUUGAUGGAUUGCACUUACAGAAAAGAUUUUGUGGGAUUCGAGUAGGAGGAUUUGAAUUUCAGGGUUUCAGGGUAGUUCAUCACUGUAAACCUCAGCACCGUAAACCACAGGACAUUGAUUCCAUUGACGCCCCCACACCGUCAUGAUAUGAAUGUCACGGGCAGGUCAUCCGCAAUCCUACUCCCGCGGACGAGGAAUAGCAACUGCAGCAGGUGGCCGCUGCGUCCCUCCGGCAGCGAAAGACGACGCCUUCGUGGAGAAAGAGGCGAAUAUUCCCACACUGUACAAACCACCGCAAGCUGCUGGUACCAUCGUUCCAGUUACAGCUAUGAUCAACACUAUCGCAAUCCUUACACUUCGGUGGUUCUGUCCAACGUUUAUCCCGAUGUGAGCGCUUCGGCGGCUUGCGUCCGAACCAACUCGAUUGUGCAUGGAUUGGCGGCACUGGGAACCAAGAAACAAAAAAAGAUUCCUAGAGUUACUAAUAGCUACAUGGAUGGACCGACACCAUCAAUAGACGGUAACGACUGUGAUGACGAUCGGGAACAGCGUACUAUUUCCGGAACAAUCAAUCCGAAUCGCGUCUAUUACGCGACUUCGGUUGAUCUCCAAGGAAAAGACAAAAAUCCCUUUGGAACCAAUCCUGCCAUUCGUAUGAUGCACCUUCCACCAAAUCAGUCGGAUCGAAUGGAAACCCUCGUGGCAGCGAUCACCGAUGAGAAAAAAAUGAAAUUGGUCACUGAUGCUUUUGAUGACAAUCAAAAUACUGCCAACCAAAACACCAGUUUCCACCUUGACGAUGAUGAUGAUGACGACCAGAACGACGCGUGCAUUGAAAACAAUGGAGAUCAUUGUAAAAACGACAAAUACAAUUACAAUUACUUCGAUGCCAACACAACCGUCGACCGCAACACCGUUGAUCUGGUGGUAUUCGAUCGAUUUUUCAUGGAAGAGGCCCAUUCCUUUCGGUUUCGACAACAAUUUCCUUCCGCGGCCCUGGUAUUGGACAUGCAAGACAUGCAUUCCUUGAGAUGGAGCCGGCAGAAAAUCGUCCAAGAGUGGGACAAAAAAGAACGCCAACAAAAGCUUCAAAAUCGCGAUCCAUUCGGAUGCCUGCCAGAGGUCCUUAACUGUCUUCCAUCGAUGGACAAAGCCGACAGAGACGAUCAUGCUCGACUGAUUCGGGAACUGGCGAGCAUUCACCGAUCAGACCUAGUACUGGUCUGUUCCCCGGUAGAAUUGAAGCUACUCACCACCGUAUACAAGGUUCCGAAACAAAAACUCUGUCUGGCGUCUUUUUUCGUCGCACCCCCUCCGGAGGAAUCCGAUGCAAACAUAAACCGAUGCUAUUUCGAGAACUAUCUCUCCUCGCCGCCGCCACCAAACACAAUACAGCCCCGCUUUGUCUUUUGCGGCGGCUUUAAGCACGAACCAAACGCUGAUGCCGUUCGUAUUCUGAUUGACUUUGUAUGGCCUAGGGUGAGGAAACAACUCCCCGAGGCAACCCUUCACAUCUAUGGGGCAUUUUGUCCCGAUCAUCUCCUCCAAAUCAAUGACAGAAACAAGAGCAAGAACAAAACAAGCAGCACCCGAGGGAUCACAGUCUACGGGUUCGAACCUGAUCUGGCGAAAAUAUUUGGCGCCAACAGCAGCAGAAACAGCAUAUUGUUGGCACCGCUGAGGUUCGGUGCGGGGAUCAAAGGGAAAAUCAUCGACGCGUGGACCUUUGGGAUGCCCGUCGUAACGACGCCCAUCGGAAGCGAGGGCAUGACUAUGACCAAGAGAGAGGAGAUGGCACCAAACUCGGAUCCGUUGUUCGGUGGACGCAUCGCAUCCACUUUGGAAGAAUUUUGCGCCAACGCCAUCGAAUUGGCCACUGAUCCAGUGGCGCGCGAAGAGGCAAAGACCAAUGGGCGGUUUCUCCUGGCGAAUUUGUUUGCGGCAUCCCAGAACUGGGAGUGUGUAGAAAACAGACUUCUGGAGAUCCUACAGAAAAAUAGCGAUGGCGGUGAGGUUUUGUCAGAGCAGCGCAGGGGAGAUUACACGCAAGCUAUGCUCUGGCACCAGUCGCUGCGCAGCACGGAAUACUUUUCGCGAUGGGUCGAGCUAAAAGAAAGUAUCCGACGAACGGAAAAGGAAAGUUGACAUGAAAAAACAGGCAACAAUCAACAACAAGCGAAGGCUUAAAAUGAGGAAACAUCUGUAUGCUUUGAACAUUUGGACUUCAUCCAAUAUCACGUAAUAGACCUUCUUCUGCAUAUGUGCCUUCAGCAGCGCAUGUACUAAAAGAUGAGGACAAGUCGAUCACCGAUCAUGCUUUCUGAUCAUGAGAAAGCAUGUAAAAGAAAUUCUACGCUCCAAUUAUCGUCAGUACCCGAAAACAAAAUUCGUAAAAUUGACUGAUAAACAGCAGUUGUUGAAGAAGACAAAGCAAAGCAAUUGAUGAAACCAAAAAUUUAGCCGUAGGCAUUUUCACAAGGCCUCGCGAAUCUGAGAAGAUGAAAUAUGCUUUCAAACUUCUGAGCAUAUUGCCAAGUAAAUUUGAUUGUCGCUGCUCCCAAGCACACUUUGGAAAUAAAAUAAUAUUGACCAAUAUGA